CCUCAAGGUGGCGGCCCCCAGGAGUUACACGCCAAGUUUCGCCCCGCCCUCCGGCGCUGCUGCCACAAUGGCGGCGGGGGCAAGGCUGGUGUGAGCGGGUCGCGGUAAGAGUUGUGCCUCCUUGCCGUGGUUUCCUAUCCACGUGGCUCUAGGUUGUGGGCAUUCUCAGGAUGUCUGAGGGCAGCUCGUCGGGAGAACCGGGCCCCGCCGGAGGGAGCCGUCCCUCGCUGCCCGGGGCCCGUGGGCUGAUCGGACGGCGGCCCGCGGCCCCCCUCACCCCGGGCCGCCUCCCUUCGAUCCGUUCCAGAGACCUCACGCUCGGGGGCGUGAAGAAGAAAACCUUCACUCCGAACAUCAUUAGCCGGAAGAUCAAGGAAGAGCCAAAAGAAGAAAUAUCAGUCAAGAAAGAAAAACGAGAGAGGGAUCGAGAUCGACAACGAGAUGGGCAUGGUCGGGGAAGGGGUCGUCCAGAAGUGAUCCAGUCCCACUCCAUCUUUGAGCAGGGUCCUGCAGAAAUGAUGAAGAAGAAAGGCAACUGGGAUAAGACCGUGGAUGUGUCAGACUUUGGCCCAUCCCAUAUUAUCAACAUCAAAAAGGAGAAGAGGGAAACAGAUGAGGAAACUAAACAAAUUCUACGCAUGCUGGAGAAGGAUGAUUUCAUAGAUGACCCGGGGCUCAAGAAUGAUACACGAAACAAACCUGUGCAGCUCCCUCUGGCUCACUCAGGCUGGCUUUUUAAAGAAGAGAGUGAAGAACCUGAUGUUAAGCCCUGGCUAGGGAGAACCAAGGAAGAGAACAUGGAGGUGGAUGUGCCAUCACUGAAAGUGAAAGAGGAACCCCAAGAUGAGCAUGAGGCCAAGGCCGCUGCUCCCCCGAAGCCUGCCCGAGCAGCGCCUGGACUUCCCCCAGAUGUGUCUGUGGCAGAGUUACUUAGGGAGCUGAGCUUUGCCAAGGAGGAAGAGCUUUUGUUCCUGCAGCUGCCUGACACCCUUCCUGGACAGCCUCCCACCCAGGACGUCAAACCCAUCAAGACAGAGGUCCAAGGAGAGGAUGGGCAGAUGGUACUCGUGAAGCCAGAGAAAGACCGGGAAGCUAAACUGGCAGAGAACCUGUGUACACUGAGUGACCUGACAGAGGGUCAGGUGGGAAAACUGCUGAUCCGAAAAUCUGGAAAGGUGCAACUGCUUCUGGGCAAAGUGACUCUGGAUGUAACAGUGGGUACUUCCUGCUCCUUUUUACAGGAGCUGGUGUCUGUGGGCAUUGGAGACAGCAGAACAGGUGACCUGACAGUGCUGGGCCAUGUGAAACACAAGCUUGUAUGUUCCCCUGAUUUUGAAUCCCUCUUGGAUCACAAACAGCGGUAGAAAAGGCCAACCGAGGGUGAAAGGGGCACUGUCCACGCCCUGUACCAGAAUUUUCAUUCCUGAACUCCCUGGGACCCCGAAGACCACUGAGGCCUGCAACUUCUGCCUCUGAUCAACAUCACAGCUGGCUCUUCAGAGAUGACAAGGGUUCAGUGACUUCUUCCCAAGUGGUGAUGAAUGGCUUGAUGGCCUUGGGGGAGAAUGGAAACAUGCACAUGCUCGCUGCUGUAUUUAUGGGCUUGGGCCCACUGUAUUUAUACUGUAUAUUUAUGUCUCCCUCUUUUUGUACUGACUGUAUCCAUAUGUGCUGAAGGGCAGUGGAGACCCAGGUGGAGCCAUGGAAAAGGUCAAGACCAUUUCUUCUGGUUUUACUCUUCCUUGAAUCUCCCGGAGGGAAGCAGGGAUGUUUCCUGCACCUCAGCCUCCGGCCCUUUCCCCUAGUCCUUCUUUGUUAGCUGCAUCCCCAAGGAAAGGGCUCCAGCUUGCCUCCCCUCAAGCAGGAAACACAGGAAAACGUACUCUUUUUAAAGGUCCUGAAACACAGACUGUUCAGGCUGUCCUGGGCCCUCUUCCUUUUUUCCAUGGACUCUUAAGCCAAUAUUUGGCAAGUGUAUAACUCUGUUGGAAGGCACAAAUAGAGAAACUUCUGUCAACACAUUGUUCAUCUCUAUGUACUCUCGAGUGAUUUGGGGGGCCCACCCCAAGCCUAAUCACUGUAGUACUUUUCCUCUGCUAGAGUAGCCGGGUUCCCCUCAGAGAGGGGUCAUUGUGGUGGCCAUGGGGUGUUCUCCCUGUCCCCAGUCAAAGGCUGACAUAUGCCUGGAUAGGAAAACGAUGGGUUUUAUGGAUGGAAGCCCUCCUUGAUGUGACACGCUAUCUCAAAAGCCUUCCCCUCUCUCUCAGUACCAUAAAACAGACCUACUCUUCUUGGAUCACAGUCACAGCCUGCCUCUCCUUGUUUGGCUCUGAUGUUUGGAGGCCCAUGAUAUUAUUGCUUCAGUGUACAGGUGGUCCUGGAUCGCCAGGCAUUUGGUCCCUCCAAGGGAUAGCCCCUUGAAGAGAAGCUCAGCUCUCCUUUCCCUUCUUAGCAGAAUCUAUAUUCCUCCUGGUUCAACUUACGGAGUUUCCUCCAACAUUAGCUACAAGCAGUGAUCACAACAGUGUUGCUACAUGCCUCAGUUUGCAGUAAGUAGGAGGUGCGAGUCUUCCAGAUAUUCUCCUCAAAGUUGUUCCCAAAGCAUUGCAGUGUUCAAGGAGGGUAUAGUGUUACAGUUCUGGAUUGAGAGAAAAAUCUAGUCUAAAAACCUGUUCCCUGGCUGUACGGUCUCCAGAGGCACAAGGGUAGCUGGCACAAAUGUUUCUGAGGUGCAGAGUGGGGUCUGGUGUUGCAUCUAUAGGCUCUUAAUAAUGGCUCUCUCCCCAGAAAUGAUGUUAGAGCUUAGUCCUAGGAGAAUACAGUUCCACUGGGACCAAGAAACUUGUUUUCCCAAAGCCCUUUUGCCAUGAACCUCCUAAGGUGCUUAUGGGAAUGAGGUCAUAGUAGUGAGUGAUUUCAUAAAUAUGACCCUCUCCCUCCUUCUAAGGGAUCUAGGUGAGGAAAUUGAUUUCCUAGAGCAAACACUUUUCUUUGUUCUACCCCCUGUCGGUCAAGGACAGGGUUUUUCCUGGUCAGUAAGUGGUUACAGAGGUCAGUGGAUCAUUUGGCUACUGCUCUGUCCCUUUGCUCACAUCACUAGUAAAUUCAUGCAUCUCUGCUUUGUCUUGGAAAAGCUGCUAUGUCUCCUGCUUUAUCCUAGGAAAGACAGUUUUGGAUGGUGGCUAGUGAACUAACCUUGGAGGCAGGAGGUCCUGCGUUCAGGUCCUGCUUUUGACACUUAAUGGCUCUAUGACCUCAGUAAGUAAGUCACAGCCUCUCAGGGCCUCAGGAUUAAGUUGCAGAUCUAUGUUGAUAGAGGAAGAUUCAUCACUGGAUGUUCCCUGUGCAGUGAAAUCAGAGAUCUUGACCAGAGGAAAGGCUUCCUUGGAAGUUCAUUGUCAGUUUAGGCAGGAUUUCCUCAGGUUGGGUGGGAAACUCAGCAAACAAGAAUUGCUGAUGAGCCUGGCUUCCCCUUGACUCUCUGGGUCAUAAUUAUUGCUGCUACUCUUUUGAAACAGCUGGUGGCACAGUGGAUGGAGCACUGAGUCUGGAGUCAGGAAGACCUGAGUUCUAAUCCAGAUUAGACACUUAUUGUCCAUGUGAUCCUGGGCAAGUUACUGAAUCUCUUUUGACCUCAGUUUCCUUAUCUGUAAAAUGGGGAUAAUAAUAGGUUUGUUAUGAGAAUAAAAUGAGAUUUAUAAAAUGCUACAUAAAUGUUAGCUAUUAUUAGCUAUUCUUCAAGAACUAAUAACUUGUGCCAAUGGAUUUCUAUGAUAAACUCUAGUUUCUUUUUGAUGAAUCAUAAGGACAUGUUAGCCUCUGAAGUUAACUUCAAAAGCCUUAGGUACCUUCCAGGAUUUGUUGUCUCUGGUCCCAACCCCUUGAAAUGCAUGAGUGGGAACGUGGGGUACCCUGUGUCAAAUAGCUCAGCAUGUCUCCCUUCAGCGUCUUAGGUUUUGAGUCACGAUAAAUCGAUCUUCUCCAUCAGUGUCCUUUUCACUUCUCUCCAUCCUCCUGAUACCCAAAUUAUAUGUCAAGGGUAAAGAGGAGGAAAAACAACUUUGGUUUCCAGUCGGAGCCUCUGUAUCACAUAUCUUUCCAUGCAAUUAAGAGAACAAAAGUCUGUAUAGACUUAACUGCAGCUGUGUAUACAUAGUUUAUGAAAACAUAACUCAAAUACAAAGGAAAGGGCGUUUGUAAAGUCAAGUGGACACAGCCAAGAUUUUUAUUUGAAAACUACACAAAAACAAAAAGAUUGCCACAUCCUCUCUACAACUGGAUCCUUACCUACAAAGCUAUGAGAAGCCACAGUGUGUACUAGUUGAAUAACAUGAUAGGGGUUUAAGCAAACAGACAGAAAACUAGAGAUCCGAAAGAAAGGGGGCAUUUAGUUAGUUCUUCUGUCAGGAGCAUCUUCAGGAGACCACAUCUAGGACAAAGUCUUUUGUAAAUGUAUUAUUUGUCUUGUCACCUAUCUGCAUAAAUACAUAGCAAAUAUAAGUAAUAGAGUAUAUGACACAAAUGGGGAAAGGUACUACCGGGGAAGGCUAAGCCCUGUUCCAUAGGCCAGAGGUGCUGCUCCAGAACCAGACUGGCGCAUAAUUGAGAAAUUGUUAACAAAAUAAAAAUACAAUAAAACAGAUAACAUCGCCUUUUAAAACA
Messenger RNA from Dromiciops gliroides (monito del monte), 4662 nucleotides. It is a transcript of the gene POLR3D, whose product is annotated as RNA polymerase III subunit D. Gene Ontology annotation, molecular function: DNA binding. NCBI's taxonomy places the organism in Eukaryota, Metazoa, Chordata, Mammalia, Microbiotheria, Microbiotheriidae. The transcript has 8 exons. Gene Ontology annotation, cellular component: RNA polymerase III complex. The coding region runs from base 171 to 1364 and encodes 397 amino acids. Gene Ontology annotation, biological process: transcription by RNA polymerase III. The record is from RefSeq and is a predicted model, not a curated record.